CAGGUGGACGCCAAUUACAAUUUGCCCAUUAGGCCGAAGGAGGUGACAUUUUCAAAUAUAAACAACAACGUGAACAAGACCUUCCUACUGGAGAUGUGCCAGAACUUCGGCGUCGUCCAGGACUGCAAUAUCUAUUACCAUCCUAUCAAUAAGAAGCACCUUGGCCUAGCUACUGUUUUAUUUUCGACGAGCUCAGCAGCUCAGAGGUGUGUCGAGAAGCUGAACAACACCUCCAGCAUGGGAUACAUAAUUAACGUCAUUCUCGAUGAUAAAGGUUUAUAA
Molecule: messenger RNA, 282 nt
Organism: Helobdella robusta
Lineage: Eukaryota; Metazoa; Annelida; Clitellata; Rhynchobdellida; Glossiphoniidae
Exons: 2
Cellular component (GO): Set1C/COMPASS complex
Molecular function (GO): histone H3K4 methyltransferase activity; RNA binding
Source: RefSeq, a predicted model, not a curated record